AUGCUUCCAUCACAGUUAAAUGGCUCGCCAAAGCGUGCGAACCCGUUCAGCCGUGCAUCUCCAUCCCCAUCACCCUCGCCAUCUCCUGCGCCCAGAGCUGCACGUCCAAAGUCAGCGCUUAUAACACAAUCGAGUAAAUUCGAAGAGGCGAGAGGUCACUUCCGAAAUUCCUCCUCUCUGGCACAAUCCACCCAAGCCCCAUUCUCUCGCAUCACUAGUCGUCAAAGGUCUAAUUCUUUGCGGAAUGAUGUCACAUCAGGGACAUUCGCACCGGAGUUCAUCAAGUCGGAGGAACUUCAACGUGGAGCAGACCAAAUCCGCGGGCUUGAAGGUGAUAAUGACUUUUCCGGGAAUAAAUACGUCUGGCUACGUGAUCCUGAAAAGGCAUUUAUACGAGGACUUAUACUGGAAGAAAGAGCCAAUGGAAAGCUUCUUGUACAGAGUGACGAUGGCGAGCAACGCGAGGUAGAUGCGGAUCAAAUUGACAAGGUCAACCCGGCGAAAUUCGACAAAGCGGACGAUAUGGCCGAGCUUACUCACCUGAACGAAGGUUCAGUGGUGCAUAACCUGCACACUAGAUACCAAGCUGAUAUGAUAUAUACCUAUUCCGGACUUUUCCUUGUCACAGUAAAUCCUUAUUGCCCGUUACCGAUCUACUCCAACGAAUAUGUGAAAAUGUACAAAGGACGGAGCAGAGAGGAAACUCGACCCCAUAUUUUCGCAAUGGCAGACGAGGCAUUUCGAAACCUGGUGGAAGAGGGCGAGAACCAGAGUAUUCUUGUAACAGGAGAAUCUGGAGCUGGCAAGACAGAGAAUACCAAAAAAGUUAUCCAAUACCUUGCAGCAGUCGCAACGUCUGAUACACCACAUGCUCGCUCGGGGACCAAGCAAUUGUCUAUUCUGUCUCAACAAAUAUUACGGGCAAAUCCAAUACUUGAAGCUUUCGGUAAUGCCCAGACAGUGAGAAACAACAAUUCUUCCCGCUUCGGCAAAUUUAUUCGAAUCGAAUUCACCCGUUCAGGUCAGAUCUCUGGCGCAUGGAUUGACUGGUACCUUUUGGAAAAGUCCCGCGUCGUGAAGCCUAACUCUCAGGAGCGAAACUACCACAUCUUUUACCAAUUAUUGCGGGGUGCAGAUCCAGCCUUAAGAGAAAGCUUGCUGCUAUCUGGUCUUGGGAUUGGUGACUUCGCGUAUACAAGAGAUGGAAACGACAGCAUUAUCGGAGUAUCAGAUGAUGAAGAAUGGAAUGCGUUGCUUGAGGCAUUUCAUAUUAUGGAUUUCUCAGAAGACGAGCAGAUGCAUAUCCUUCGCACGAUCUCGGCCGUUCUUCACCUAGGAAAUGUGGCCAUUGUCAAGGAGAGCCUGCGUGCUGAUCAGGCGGCCUUGGGGCCUGAUGCACUGAGAAGCGUGGAAAAGGCCUGUCAGUUGCUGGGAAUACCUUCGAAGCCUUUUGUGAAAGGCUUACUUCAUCCAAGAGUGAAGGCGGGUCGCGAAUGGGUGGAGAAGGUCCAAACGCCAGAACAGGUCCGACUUGCCCUUGAUGCUCUUGCAAAGGGAAUAUACGAACGCUCUUUCGGAAAUCUUGUCAAUCGUAUCAACCAACGGCUAGAUCGCAGUGCCACCACUAGCGAUGACAGUUAUUUUAUCGGCGUCCUUGAUAUAGCAGGGUUCGAGAUAUUUCAGAACAAUAGUUUUGAACAGCUGUGUAUCAACUAUACCAACGAGAAGCUGCAGCAGUUCUUUAAUCACCACAUGUUUGUCUUGGAGCAGGAGGAGUAUGCGAAGGAGCAGAUAGAAUGGCAAUUCAUUGACUUCGGGAAAGAUUUGCAGCCGACAAUUGAUCUGAUUGAGCUAACUAACCCAAUUGGUAUUUUCUCGUGCUUGGACGAGGAUUGUGUCAUGCCAAAAGCAACUGACAAAUCCUUCACGGAAAAGCUACAUUCGCUCUGGGACCGCAAGUCUCCCAAGUAUCGUGCCUCCCGGUUGAGCCAGGGAUUCAUCCUCACUCACUAUGCCUCUGAGGUAGAGUACGAUACCAAUGGUUGGCUUGAAAAGAACAAAGACCCACUGAAUGACAACGUGACCCGUCUGCUCGCAGCUUCGACAGAUAGGCACGUUGCGAACUUGUUUUCGGACUGCGGAGACCCGGAUGACGAGGCCGAUUACUCUAAGAGCCGGGUUAAAAAGGGACUAUUCCGUACAGUUGCUCAGAGGCACAAGGAGCAGUUGUCAAGUUUGAUGUCUUCGCUGAACUCGACUCAUCCUCAUUUCGUUCGAUGCAUCAUUCCCAAUCACAAGAAGAGGCCGAAGAUGUUCAACGCCCCCCUUGUUCUAGAUCAGCUACGAUGUAAUGGUGUAUUGGAGGGAAUCAGAAUUGCUCGUACGGGGUUCCCCAACCGGCUGUCAUUUGCCGAGUUCCGUCAGCGAUAUGAAGUGCUCUGCCGCAAUGUGUCCAAAGGUUACUUGGAUGGACAAAGCAUUGCUCAAAUGAUGUUGGACAAAUUAGGCCUGGAUCCAACCUGGUACCGCGUCGGCCGAACGAAGGUAUUCUUCCGGGCCGGUGUGCUAGCUGAGUUAGAAGAGAAACGAGACGAACUUAUUCGUUCCAUCAUGACACGUUUCCAGUCAAUGGCUCGAGGUUUCGUGCAGCGUCGUAUCUCUAACAAACGCCUGUAUCGAGCUGAGGCAACUCGGAUCAUCCAGCAAAACUUUGGGGUCUAUCUCAAACUGAAAGCAAAUCCUUGGUGGCGGUUGUUUUCUCGAAUGAAACCCCUGCUUGGAGAAACACGGACGGCUAACGAAGUCAAAAAGAGAGAUGAAAAAAUCCAACAGUUGGAAACAAAAGCCAAGCAGGACCUUGCAGACCGCCAAAAGCUGGACGAAGAAAGGCGCCGCACAGAGAUAGAGAUCCAAAAGAUCCAACAAACUCUGGAGAGCGAAAGAGCUCUAGCUCUGGACAAGGAGGAGAUAUUCAAGAGACUUCAGAUGCGAGAAGUUGAGCUGAGCGAAAAAUUAGCUGGUGCGAUUGCGGACCAGGAAAGCCUUGAGGACCAAUUAGACGAACUGAUCGCAGCAAAAAAGAGAUGCGAUGAGGAGCUCCACACACGAAUAACACAACUGGAGCAAGCUGGGGAGAUCAUACAACGUUUUGAAGCCGAGAAACAUGAGAUGCAGGCACAUCUUGAAGAAAUUGACCGUAGAUUGUUAGAGGCCGAACAGAUUUCUGCCCAGAAAGAUGGCAACAUCAAAGAACUAGACCAAGAGUUGAAAAUGCUACAGAGCCACCUCACCUUGAAAGACCGGAAGGUUCAAGAGUUGGAAGCCAAGCUAUUGAAAGUGGAUCAGGACCUUGAUAUUAAGCUAGCUAACACAUCCAAAGAGCUGGAUCAGUCGAAAAAGCAAGUUAAGGACUUGAUCGACGAGAACCGCUCGAUCCGCCAGCAGAUUUCUGAUCUCUCUGUAACUUCUACAGGAUAUGAGGAGAUGCUCAGACGCAAAGAGAGUGAGAUGGCUGUUCUGCGAAACGAUGUAAGAAGACAUGAGGAGGAUAAGCAGCAAUUAGAAACCGAGAGGACAUCUCUUUCGACUCGCCACGACAACAUGCAAAAACGUCUACGAGAGCUCCAAGCAGAGACGGACGCUAUGAGAUCAGAAAAGGCCCAUCUAGAGAGAGAGCUCACUGAUGUCAAAAAGCUCCUCGACGAAAAGAUCUCUGAGGAUGCAGAAGCUGUGGAGAGCCGGAAGCUUUUGGAGCAGCAGAUCCAUGACCUGAAGGAACAGUUGUUCCAGGCACAAGCGGACCUCAGUCGAGAGCGUCAAUCAAGAGAUGAUGUUCAGAUGCUUGCGGAGCACAAUCUUACUGAGUUACGUGAUAAGUACACAUCCCUCAAUGAUUCAAAGAUAAUCAUCGAAAAGGAGAUGUACAUCCAGCAAGAUACACUCCGCCGUGCCACCGAGGCCCGUCUCGCUGCCGAGCAAUCGCGGAAAGAGCUUCAGACUGAGCUAAUCAAGCUACGAGAUCGCUUCACUAGCGUAGAAAAUGCUCGUCUGAAUGCGGAAGCUGAGAUUGAACGAAACAUCAAAAACCAGGCCAACGAACGACUGGAUAGUGUGCGAAAGGACCUCGACGAGAAGUCGCGUCAGGUAGAUGAGAUCGAGGCAGAGAGAGAGCGGCUUUCAAUCAGGGUGCAGGAGUUAACUAACGCGAUCGCUGAAUCUGACAACUUCCGCAUUCGCCAUGACCAACACAAGGAACGACUGGAGCGCGAAUUAGUAACUCUUAAGGGCCGACUCACUGCAUCGGAAAACGACAACCGGGCGUUGUUAACCAAGAUCCAACAAAAGAAUCUCGAUAUUGCUAGAUCCAACUCGAAGGCGAGCGAAAACUCACGUCUCCGGGUUACAACUCUCCAAAGAGAGAAAGCAAAACUAGAGGAGGAUAGUAAGAAGCUGAGCCGCCAGCUAGGGGAUCUUCAAAUUACGAUUACAUCGCUGGAGAAACAGAAAGAAAAACUUUCGUUGAGCUUGGAAGACUUAAAUCAUGAAGCAAAUAGGGAGCGCAAAGCCUGUAGGAAUGCUGAGAAGGCAGCAUCCACAGCCAACCUUCAGCUUGCUGAAGCCAACAGGAACCUAGAAACGGAGAGACAGCUGCGGACCCAAGCUCAAGCAAACACGCGCAAACUUCAGACUUCUCUUGACACUGCAAAUAAAGAGAUUGAGGGCCUUCAUCGUCAAUUGAUGCUGCUUCAUAAGGCUGUCGACCCUGACUCCGAUCGGUCUCCAGAAUCCUGGGAGGAAGUACAGCCGGACCUGUCGCAGAAGGUAGACUUGGCUCAGUUGCUAGAUACCACGCGGGCUCAGUUGCAAGUGACUGAGGAGAAGUAUAACAGAGCAGAAAGCCAACUUGCAGAAAUGCGACGUCGACAUGGCGAUGAGAUGAGGGAGCUUGAUGCCCGCUACUCUUCGUCCAAGCGUGCGCUCCUGGAAGAGAUUGACCAGAACCAGGUUGCUGGAAACCGUACACCAACGCAUCUGAGGAAGGAUUCUGAAAACGGGAUUGCGAAGAAGUACAAUACGCCGACGACACCUAACCGAAGGUUUAACUUCAAUGAGAAUGCCAACGACUCGGCCCGAUCUGAUCGUACAGUGGACACUGUGGGUUAUCAAAAACGGAUGGAUAUGGCGGCCGAACUCGAAGAGCUUCAGAAUAAACUUCAGAUGAGUGAAAUGCAGAACAAACACCUCCAAAGCCAGAUUCAGCUCGCAAAUCCUCUUGGAGACAUGCGGCAAGAUGAGAGCCCUUCUGUCAGGAGAAUGCAACUCUUAGAGCGCGAAAAUGGCCGCUUGCAUGAUCAGCUUGAUGAUUCUGCCAAGAAGGUUUCUGCACUUGAGCGAAGCAUCCACUUGGGUGACCUCUCCUUGCGGGAUGUGCAAGCCAAAUCACACGAGGAGCUUUAUGACUUGAUCAAUUCCCAGGAACAAUCCAGACGAUCAUUGCUUAAGGUGCAUAACGAAGCUAUUGCUGAAUUUAGCGACAUGAAAGCCCAAUUGGAAAAGCUCAAGCGAUCGAAAGCUACCCUGGAAGUUGAACUUCGCGAUUCGCGGUCUGAGGCCCAAGAGCUGCAGCUCGCUAAAGACCAGGACGCUGCAAGCCGAAACCAGCUUCUCCAAGAGUUCGCCGAUUUACAAAUACGGCUAGACGCGGAGACAUCGAAGUCUGCCGACCUUGCUGCAAGCCAAAGCCUUUAUAAAACUCGUGCUGAUGAAUACUUCAGCAAACUUGAGCAAGCAGAGGUUACCGUUCUUAAGGCUACUCGGGCGGAGCAAUUUGCUAAAGCCCAAGCCCAGGAGGCGGAGGACACCUGCGCACGGAUAAUGUCAGAGCGCAAAGAGAUGGACAGCCUUGUGGAAGAUUUGCAGAGACAAACACAAGCUUUGGAGGCAAGAAUGGAGGAUCAGGCAGCAGAGCUAGAAGGUGCACUACAGUCUAAGCAGCGUCUCCAGAAUGAGCUUGAGGACUACAGGAAUCAACGCGCCAUUGAUAUCGAAGAUAAAGAGACUUCAAUGGAGCAGACGCGACAAAAAUACCAAAGGGAAUUUUCUACCCUAAAUAAUGAACUCGAGAUGGAGCGGGAGAAGAUUCUCAAGGUUCGCGGCGAAAACUCUCGACUUCGAGAAGAGCUUGAGGAUCUCCGCAGUAAAUGGGACAAUGAGGUACUGAACAGCUCGACAUGGGCUAAAGAAAAGUCCCGAAUGGAGGUCAUGCUCCAGGACGUAACAACCUCUCGCGACGAGGCUGUCAACGCUCACAAUGAAGCUCAAAGCCGGGUCGUCACCCUUUUGUCGCAGGUCAGGGACUUGCGUACCUCAGUCGACGACGUGACUGCAGAGCGAGAUAUGCUGCUCAAGGAGAAGAAAAUGUUGGAAGUCCGUUUGACUGAAGCUGGGGAGAGGCUGGAAGAACUUGCCAAAGGAGAAAGUCCAUCAAUGCGCAACGCGGCCAGUAUGAAUCGCGAACUCCUUGAGCUCAAAUCUAAGCUUGCUCAGCAAGAAGAUGUCUCUGCAGCUGCUGUUGGAAAAAUGAGGCGAGCGGAUGCUCUUGUGACUGAAAUACAAAAGGAAAUCACUGCAGAAAGAGAAGCCAACGCCCAGCUCUUCAAGGAUAAAGCUACUUUGGAGAAACAAUUGAAAGAGUCACAGCUGCGCUGCGUGGAUCUGGAAACAAAGAGCUAUUCUUCGGGCAGUCAGGAUGUAAAAUUCCUGCAUAAGAGGAUCAAAGAUUUGGAGGCCCAUCUUGAGGAGCAGGAGGCUAAACAUAGCUCAGAGCAACGCUCUUUACGGAAUGUUGACCGUACUGUCAAAGACCUCCAGUCCCAAAUUGAGCGAAGGGAGAAAAUCAACGCACAACUCACGGAUGACGUCAACAAGGCCCGUGAUAAGAUCGAUCGUUUGCUUCGAAACAUCGAGGAGCUCCAGCACAAUGAUACAGAUACACAACUGCAGGUGCGUCGGGCUGAGCGCGAGCUUCGAGAAGAAAAGGAAAAGUCAUUACGACUAGAGCGCGAGUUACAGGGUUGGAGAGCUCUGCGACUCGAGAGAGGACGCGGCCAUGUCACUUUCAGUGACGUUGGAAGCAGAAGGGGUAGCAAUGGGUUUUCCUCAAGCGACAUACCACAGAGGAUGCCCAGCAACACCAAAGGCUUUUUAUAA
This is a messenger RNA of Aspergillus oryzae RIB40, 7209 nucleotides long. Its product is annotated as type II myosin. NCBI's taxonomy places the organism in Eukaryota, Fungi, Ascomycota, Eurotiomycetes, Eurotiales, Aspergillaceae. The transcript is spliced from 5 exons. Gene Ontology annotation, molecular function: cytoskeletal motor activity; ATP binding; actin filament binding. Bases 1 to 7209 code for a protein of 2402 amino acids. The record is from RefSeq and is a predicted model, not a curated record. Gene Ontology annotation, cellular component: myosin complex.